Messenger RNA from Odontomachus brunneus, 717 nucleotides. RefSeq lists its product as uncharacterized. Gene Ontology annotation, molecular function: nucleic acid binding. The transcript has a single exon. The record is from RefSeq and is a predicted model, not a curated record. Gene Ontology annotation, biological process: DNA integration. NCBI's taxonomy places the organism in Eukaryota, Metazoa, Arthropoda, Insecta, Hymenoptera, Formicidae. Bases 1 to 717 code for a protein of 238 amino acids.
AUGUAUUCCGAUAACGGAACUACCUUUGUCGGAGCUGACCGUGAGUUGCGCAGCGCUUAUCGAGCUGCUCUCCAUGAUACGGAUUUUCAGAACGCGACGGCCAGUGAUAAUAUCACAUGGCAUUUUAUCCCAGCCGCAGCUCCACAUUUCGGAGGAAUGUGGGAGGCGGGAGUUCGUAGUCUCAAGCAUCACUUGCGCCGCGUUCUGAAAGAUCAUACUCUCGGCUUUGAGGAGUUUACAACUCUACUCUAUCGGGUUGAAGCGUGCUUAAAUUCUCGUCCUAUUGCGCCUCUGAACGACACUCUCGAUAGUUAUGAACCGUUGACGCCGGGUCAUUUCUUGAUCGGAUCCGCAAUAACUGCAAACCCUGAGCCCUCACUGCUCGAUGUGAAAGAAAACCGUCUCACUCGAUGGCAGCUUAUUCGGCAACUCUCGGAGCGAUUUUGGAAAUUAUGGGCUCAGGAUUAUGUUAAUACGCUUCAGCAAAGGAGUAAGUGGCGACGGAUUCAGACGCCGAUCAGGGAAGGACAGUUCGUCCUCCUUCGCAAUCCCGCAUUGCCUACGUGCAAAUGGGAGUUGGGAAGAGUGACUAGGUGUCAUCCCGGACGAGAUGGGUUGCCGCGUGUCGUUACCGUCAAAACGGCAACCGCGGAAUACUUGCGACCGAUUGUCAAGAUCUGCGUGCUCUCGAUUGAGGGCGAAUCGGAUACGUCUUAA